CUAAUAAUUAACAAAAUGCUACACAUUCGAACUUAUGAUUAUAAAUAUAUUUUAAUACUUUAUGCAUAUUAUAAGUUGGGACAGUUAUUCAAUGUAUAUGUUAAUAAUCAACUAAUCAAUGUUGUAUUAGAAGAUUAUUCACUAUCGAACUUUGAAAGUGGGACUGUACACUUUGUUAAUAUUAAAAGUAAAAUUAGAAAGAGAAAACUAAGCUCAUCUGGCUAUUGGAAACAAAAUGGAAUUGAGAAUGUAAUUAAAGCUGCCUUGCCAGAAAGCCUAAUUGGUUCCAAAAGAACUCUAACCUAUCAAGAGGAUAAAAAAUAUAAACUUUGGGAAUAUGGUCUCUAUUUGAACAACUAUCAAUACGGAUAUAAUGUUUUAAUUCGUCAUUAUCUUUGCGAUACUGUUGGAACUCCCCAACGUUAUGUUUCUGGUAAUAUUAAAGUUAGUAUCAGACCAAAAGAAGGAAACAUCUCAUUUUCAAGAUCUGACUUUGUUAUUGACGAAAAUGACUUUGAAGUAAUAGAUUCAAUUUAUUAUUUUAUUUGUAAUAACAAAUUUAAUAUAAUUGAUAUAAAUAUGAAUAUAUACGACAAUCACUCAGGCAUAUUAGAUGAAAAUGACGCCGAAAACCAACAUAGACUCAUAACUUCUAAAUAAAUAAAAUUUUACUUUUUAAAAAACU
Messenger RNA from Dictyostelium purpureum, 685 nucleotides. RefSeq lists its product as uncharacterized. Gene Ontology annotation, molecular function: DNA binding. The record is from RefSeq and is a predicted model, not a curated record. The transcript is spliced from 3 exons. The coding region runs from base 16 to 660 and encodes 214 amino acids. Gene Ontology annotation, biological process: regulation of DNA-templated transcription. Lineage: Eukaryota; Evosea; Eumycetozoa; Dictyosteliales; Dictyosteliaceae.